Molecule: messenger RNA, 1809 nt
Organism: Gamsiella multidivaricata
Lineage: Eukaryota; Fungi; Mortierellomycota; Mortierellomycetes; Mortierellales; Mortierellaceae
Exons: 3
Coding region: 115-1698 (527 amino acids)
Source: RefSeq, a predicted model, not a curated record
UCGCGCAAUCCACAGCUACACAUAACAGUUUCCACAGACGCUGGGCUAACCACGGUGCCCUCAGCAACGACCGAAGAGCAGGAGCACACAUCGAAAUCACUCAUAUCGCUCUCCAUGAUCAAAUCUGCGCUCGCUAUGCUCCCGACUAUCGAUCUGCCGCGCCCAACGCAGCUCAUAUCUAUCUCUUUACCUUCGGCAUUACACUCCAAGAUGACUUUGCCUCCUACCACAUCUGAGAAAAGGCAGCAGGAGCAGCAACCACUAAAGCAGACUAUGUCAUCGAUCGAACACUCUAAUUCCGCAGGCUCUGCCUUACCAGCUGCGCACUCUACUUCAGCGUUGCCGGCAGACGUGCCCAAUUCGUCGACAGAAUCAUCCCCGCGUUCAUCUGUGGAUACAACACGUUCGAGUAGCCCCGAGUCCGAUGAUGAUCCUGCCAAUUACACUGGUCUUUGGGAGCCAUUCCAAAUCCCUUACUCUUGUUCACUGCAGUCAGAAGUGGUGUUUCCCGGGCAGAAAUUACCGCUCAAGAUUCGAUUUGGGCCACAGAAAGGCCAUCAUGGAGGAAGACACGACGCAAGAAAGGAAAGGGACAGGGGAAAGCACGGAAGGCGCGAUAGCCGUCAUGAUCAUGAGGAGGACGAUCAUGUUCCACAGCCCGAGACCUUGGUACCGCACCCUCGGUUCGUUGUCAAGAAGGGUAUUCUGAAGGUGGUGGAGCACACCCUUCUGAGAGAGGUCUCUGUCGCGCCCGUCCCAUUCAAGCUACGUUACCAGAACCAAGCCGUGUUGUUGAAUCGGAGUGCCGCGCCCCAACUGGUCCAAGGGACGACAUUCGCUCAGCAACAGCAGCAGAAAUUGCAGUCAGGACGCAUCUACGCCGACAAUGGCUUGCUGGCGAUACCAGAGGCUGGAAAGGACAAGGACAAUACACAGAUAUACCAGGAGAAGACCUACAACUGGAGCAACUCUCAUCUAUAUGAUAUGCUUCAACAAGAGGCACACAGUCAGCACCCAAGCGAUAAGGCCUCAACAAACCAGCAGAACCCAGAACAGAAUGGAAACAGCAACUCUAAUGACUUUAAACGAUUUUUCUUCAAGCCGAAACGACAUAGUUUGGACUACUCUACGCAACAACAAGCGCAAUCUACACAUACCCGGAAAACCUCAGCAUCUACCACAGUAUCAAACCCGCACGGUCUUUCACCCUCUCCAUCCGGCAGUUUCAAUACAUCACGUAUCAUUAACACUAUCGAAGCAAAGUUCAAGGCGGAGAUCAUGGCGGUCUCGCUGACUCCGCAAUUGCAGCAACGCGAACGGCGAUAUCAACGACGCGUUGAGAUGAUACUCAAGGGAGCUGGUAUAAACGACCCAGGCAGGCCACUAGCCGACAGUGACGAUGAGGAGGAGCACGAUCAGAAUCAGGAUCGAGAUCGAGAUGAGGAGGACGAGGAAGGUGUUUGGCAAACUACUGUGUGGAUUCAACUGCCAGGCCCUGCGGAACUUAACACGUCUACGGAAACAAAGCACAUUAUCAGGAAACAUACACUCCAGCUGAUUCUUUUAUGCGGGCUAGUGGGCGGCGAGGAUGUAAAGCACACAAUGUCGUCUGAAUCACUCGCUACACCGUCUAGUGCCAACAGGGAGUUCCGACUUGAGAUGGAUCUUUAUGUAACUGGUCCUCGUGUGCCGCUCUAACGUCCGAUGUAACACUCCAUGCGCUCGCUGCAGCGUACAUGGCCAUCAUGAAGAGCCAGACAAAAAAAAUAAAAUAAAGAUCUUCAUGGGUUCUUCGAAAGGUACUGUCAG